Prorocentrum cordatum is the source of this 1219-nucleotide messenger RNA. Lineage: Eukaryota; Dinophyceae; Prorocentrales; Prorocentraceae. The record is from the annotation of a GenBank genome assembly.
AUGGCGGCGCAAUGGCCGAACUUCGAGGCCGCGCGCGUCGAAGCGGUCGAAGCGUGCCUGCUGGAGCAACGCGUCAGCGACAAGAAGAUCACUUGGCGCACCGCGCUGAAUGACCAUGCCUCGACGCGCCCUCAAGUGUGCGGAGGCGCUUUGGUCCCAGCCGUCAGCAAGUGCAAGGAAUGCGCUGCCCCUGGCGCGGGCUGGCGGCGCACUCUGACUUUGCCGAACAGCUUUGCGCCAGGAGAUGGCCGUCGGCUCGUUGCGAUAGGGGAAAGCGCGAUGAAAGAGGAAGCGUCGGAACUCGCUUGCCUCCGUGCCGUCGCUUCGCUCGUCAGCGAAAACCCAGGCCAGUUUGUGCUCCGGCCGAAGCGCUGGAAGGUGCCGCCCGACGAGCUCGUGGCCAGUAUGCACGGCGCCGCCGCCGACCCUGCCUCUGGCGGGCACGCGCUGCCAGCGCUAACGCGCCUGACGCUGGCGCGCUUGGUUGAAUUAGCCAGCGACGUUCUCAGAACGCGCGGCGGCGAGUUCGAUCCGUCGCGGAUUUCCCGCAACAAGUGGUGGCGGCGCGACGAGCGCGCGUUCGAGACGUUCAACGAGCUUUUGGCGCCUGGGGGGCUGAAGGACUUCCUCGACAGACACUCCGACGAAUUCGCCUGGCGCGAACAGGCCGACAACAGAGGCAUGUUCAUCGCAUGGGCGAACUGGGCGCGGCGCGAGGAGCGCGCCCCGCCAUGGGCGCGCCCCGCCAUGGGCGAAGUGGGCGCAGGUGCCACUCGGCACGGCACGGAGAAUGACGCGGAAAUGGCCUGCACCAUGAGCGUCAGGCUGCUGCGCCUGGAGCCGCUGCCGUCCUCGGAGCGCCUCGCGGUGGAGACCGUGUCCCUUGGCGACGGGGAGACGUUCCCGCGGCGCGGCGACAGGUUAACGAUGCACUACGUCGGUAAGCUCGCAUCCACUGGUGUGCAGUUUGACUCCAGCCGUGAGAGGGGCGAGCCCUUCAGGUGCCAGAUCGGAGUCCGACAAGUCAUCGCUGGUUGGGACUACGGUGUCAUGAAGAUGUCUUUGGGAGAGCGUGCGAUCCUCAGGCAUUCCGUCCCAUUGCAUUGUAGCUUCGAUCUGUUGCCAUCAUGCUGCAUGCCCUGCCGCUGCUCUUCGAUCAUGGGUUUGUAGCCGUCCGUCACCCUGCUGCACCAUGCCCUUGGCAGUUCUAGCAUGGCCC